Messenger RNA from Symbiodinium natans, 1448 nucleotides. The record is from the annotation of a GenBank genome assembly. NCBI's taxonomy places the organism in Eukaryota, Dinophyceae, Suessiales, Symbiodiniaceae.
AUGGCAAAGCAGGCUGAGUUGAAAUCCUGGACAGCUGAUCGCAUUGGUGAUCUGAUCGGCCAGACACAAGAUUCGGAUUGUUCGGAGAUUGCGGAGUUCAUCUUGGGCAGUGAUGAUCUCAACGAGCCGGACACUUUGAAGGCAUGGCUCAGCUCCUUCUUGGCAGAGGAGGGCGCCAAGCACAAGGUGGAUAGCUUCGUGGAGGCAUUGUUCGAACGAAAAGCGCACAUCUCCAAAGGUGUGAGCGGCCAUGAAGUCCAGGCGCAGGGCACUGCAAAAGGAAAGACGAAAGAUGGCAAAGGGGGGAAGGCUGGACGCGGUCGGGGGGAGGAGGACCGAAGCAAAGGCAAGAGUGGCAGAGGUGAACGGCAGAGAGAGCUUCCGACCAUGGACAUGCCCUUCUUGCCCCGCCGCGAGGGUGAUAAGCGCCUUAUGGUGGUGGAUGCCUCGUCCGGCCGGCACAAUGUUCUGACCAAUUGUCUCAAUUGCGGAAAGGUGGUGGUUGAGCAAGAAGGUUGGGGUCCGUGCUUGUUCUGCGGGAACCCGUUGGAGGCUGGAGAUCGGAGGACAGGCAUCAAGAGAGGGGAUGAGCGAGGUCGACUAGACGUCGAUGGGAGGCCAGAUGAUGACGAGGAGCGCUACAACGCCUCGUUCCAGCGAGCAGUAGCCACCAAGGAUCGGCUUUUGAGCUAUGAUCGGGAUGCAAAGCGAAGAACCAAGGUGUAUGAUGAUGCGACGGACUGGUAUUCCGAAGCUGCCAACCCAUGGCUUUCGGAGAAGCAGAGAGAGGAGGCAAAAGCCAAGGGACAGGAUGAGGAGAGGCGUCGGAGGGAGGAGCGGCGGAAGAUUCACGCCACCAUCGACAUCUUCGGUCGGACCGUCAUCGACACCAGCGCUGAGGUUGAGGCCGAACUGAAGAAGAAGGACCGAGAGGUGUUUCAAGAUUGGACAGAGGGCACCACGAAGAAUCAGCGCCUCUUGAAGAUGCUGGAGGAACAACGUGGCAUUGGUGGCGCAAAUGUUCAGAUGUCUGACGAGUCGCAAAAACUCUAUGAGAGGCUGCGUGCAGCUCUCCACGCCACUGGCAGGGACAAGAGCUUAGAGAGCCUCAAAGCCGCCAGGCCGGGGGACGGAGGGACGGAUGGAAGAAAGACCCGUAGCUGGAACGUAAGUGGAGGUGAUCGUGUGGAGGAUGAGUUCUCCAACAUCACUCUCCGUGAUUUCACUGGCAGCGAAAGGCCUCUGCUGCCCGCCGAGGAGAGCCCGUAUGGCGAUGCGGAAGACACUGGACAGUGCCUCUCCAUGCACCAGCCGUGGGCCUCCUUGCUGGUCUACGGCUUCAAGCGCGCUGAGGGCCGCUCGUGGAGUACGGAUCAUCGAGGACGCUUGUGGAUACAUGCGACUUCUAAAGCCGCGGAUCCAGAUGACAUUGCCGCCUUGGAAGAGAG